Molecule: messenger RNA, 2559 nt
Organism: Cyanistes caeruleus (blue tit)
Lineage: Eukaryota; Metazoa; Chordata; Aves; Passeriformes; Paridae
Source: RefSeq, a predicted model, not a curated record
AAUACACAUGCCAAAAGAUGGAUUUCAGCUUAUAUCUUCUGGAUACCAAGCAUGGCUAAAGCAGUGCUCUAUGCCCAGAUCUCUGUGGCUGGGCUGCUCCAGCCUGGCGGACAGCAUGCCCUCGCUGCGAUGCCUGUAUAACCCAGGGACUGGCGCACUCCCAGCUUUCCAGAAUUCCUCUGAGAGAGAAGACUGUAAUAAUGAUGAGCCCCCUAGGAAGAUCAUUCCUGAGAAGAAUUCACUUAGACAGACCUACAACAGCUGUGCCAGACUGUGCUUAAACCAGGAAACAGUAUGUCUAGGAAGCACUGCUAUGAAGACUGAAAAUUGUGUGGCCAAAACAAAACUUGCCAAUGGCACUUCCAGUAUGAUUGUGCCCAAGCAAAGAAAACUGUCUGCAAGCUAUGAGAAGGAGAAGGAGCUCUGCGUCAAGUACUUUGAACAGUGGUCCGAGUCUGAUCAGGUGGAGUUUGUGGAGCACCUCAUCUCCCAGAUGUGUCACUACCAGCACGGACACAUAAACUCAUACCUCAAACCCAUGUUACAGCGGGACUUCAUCACUGCACUGCCAGCUCGGGGAUUGGAUCACAUUGCUGAGAACAUUCUGUCAUACCUGGAUGCCAAAUCUUUGUGUGCUGCUGAGCUGGUGUGCAAGGAGUGGUACCGGGUGACAUCUGACGGGAUGCUAUGGAAGAAGCUCAUUGAGAGAAUGGUCAGAACAGAUUCCCUGUGGAAGGGUUUGUCAGAGAGGAGAGGAUGGGGGCAAUAUCUAUUUAAAAAUAAACCUCCUGAUGGAACUGCGCCACCCAACUCCUUCUACAGAGCACUUUACCCCAAAAUUAUACAAGACAUAGAGACAAUAGAGUCGAACUGGCGGUGUGGAAGGCACAGUUUACAGAGGAUCCACUGCCGAAGUGAGACAAGCAAAGGGGUUUAUUGUUUACAGUAUGAUGAUCAGAAGAUAGUAAGCGGCCUAAGAGACAAUACUAUUAAGAUCUGGGAUAAGAAUACAUUGGAAUGCAAGCGAAUUCUCACGGGACACACGGGUUCUGUCCUGUGCCUCCAGUAUGAUGAACGGGUGAUCAUUACUGGAUCUUCAGACUCAACAGUCAGAGUGUGGGAUGUGAAUGCAGGUGAGAUGCUGAAUACACUGAUCCACCACUGCGAAGCCGUGCUGCACCUCCGCUUCAACAACGGCAUGAUGGUGACGUGUUCCAAGGACCGCUCCAUCGCCGUGUGGGACAUGGCCUCCCCAACAGACAUCACCCUGAGGAGGGUGCUCGUGGGGCACCGAGCUGCCGUCAACGUAGUGGACUUUGAUGACAAGUACAUUGUAUCGGCAUCAGGUGACAGGACUAUAAAGGUAUGGAACACUAGUACCUGCGAAUUUGUGCGCACCUUAAAUGGCCACAAACGAGGCAUUGCAUGUCUGCAGUACAGAGACAGGCUAGUAGUGAGCGGCUCUUCAGAUAAUACCAUCAGGCUGUGGGAUAUCGAGUGUGGGGCAUGUUUACGAGUACUGGAAGGCCAUGAAGAGUUGGUGAGAUGCAUACGCUUUGAUAACAAGAGGAUAGUCAGUGGGGCAUAUGAUGGGAAAAUCAAAGUAUGGGAUCUUGUGGCUGCUUUGGAUCCCCGUGCUCCAGCAGGGACCCUCUGCUUGCGAACCCUUGUGGAGCAUUCUGGAAGAGUCUUUCGACUUCAGUUUGAUGAGUUCCAGAUCGUCAGCAGCUCACAUGAUGACACCAUCCUCAUCUGGGAUUUUCUGAAUGAUCCAGCUGCCCAGGCAGAAUCCACUCGUUCCCCGUCCAGAACAUACACCUACAUCUCCAGAUAAAUAACACUACACUGUACCUCACACUUGCACAGAAGGAAGAAGAGUUUCUGCAGAGCGAGUAGAGCAGCUGCUGCCUAACAAGAGGAUGCAGAUGGCCUGACCCUGGGCAGUUGUCACCAGGCAGGAGAGUUUUGCCAAGAACCUCCCUCUGAAGUGAUGACCAUUCUCCUCACUCUGCAGCAAGCUGAUUCAAGAUUACAGCUUGGCCGGGGGAGGAGACACUGAGGCACAAGCACAAACCCAGGCAAAUUAAAUUGAGAUGAAUCAAUGUGCAAAAUAAUAUACUGAUAGGGCCUAGCCCUUGUUCUCUCUCUCAUAGCAUGGAUGUUAAAUUAUUCAUAUCAGAGCCUGGUUGGUUUGCUCAUUACCUUUUGUCUUGGCCAGCACAGUGUGGGCAGGACAAAAUGUUUCAUGUGUUUGGGUCAGUUGUAAAGUGAAUUUUAUGCAUAUGAGUGAAGUGGGAUAACAUGCUUUCCUGCAUGGGUGGGUACAUGCACAAUUACUGUUGAUAGCAGUAAACAUAAGAGAGAAGAAUGGCAGAAGAGCUGACAGGCUUCUGCAAAGGGGUGUCCACAGUGACAUUUUCCCAUGAAAGUGCUCUGUCACAGGGCACAUCUUGUAUCCUGUUUGGUAACUGUACAGUGAUGCUCUGGACCUGUCAGAUCUUGAUCAAACACUCUGAUCAAUCAGAUGUUAUUUUAAAUCAUUAAAAGGCUUAGUAUGAA